UUAAGCACUGUUGGAGAAAUGGAGAAUUCAUUUACAAGUUAAUGCAUCAGCUGAUCCUGGACCUAGGAUUUCCUCAGUCUGUGAGAGAACACACAACAUGCCUUCUGAACAGCCACGUCAGGAUCCUAAAGUGAAAGAGUUCUUUUAUAAUGUUCGACAUCUGGAAUGUUCAAGAGUGAAGAGACUGUUGAAGGAAAAAACUAUUUCUCCGGAUAUCCAAGACAAGCACUGUGAGCUUCUGCCCACAGCUUUGAACAUUGCGGCUGAGCUGAACAGUGCAGAAAUGGCUCAAGUGUUGAUUGCUGCCAAACCCAAACCAGCAGACGUUAACGCAGUCACUGCUGAUGACAGAAGACCUAUAUGGUGGGCAGCUAAACAUGGCAAUAAGGAACUGGCAGGUGUUCUUUUAAGAGGUGGACAGUGUGAGGUCAAUGUCAUAGACAAGGCUUCAGGCUGCAGCCCUCUGUUCCGUGCAGUGAUGAGCAACAGUGCAGAGGUUGUUCAACAGAUCAUCAAUGCAGGCGGGGAUGUUAAUCAGAGAAGACUAGGAGUCAACGUGGGAUUUGAAACACCACUCAUAAAGGCUGUACAGUUAAACAAUAAAGAAAUCUGCGAAUGUCUCAUCAACUCUCUCUGUAACAUCCAAGCAAAAACUGAGGUUGGUCUGACAGCUCUCCACUUUGCGGUGGCGUACAACCGUUAUGAGAUCUGCGAACUCUUGUUGCAGAACCGGAUCAAAAUCAACGUAGCUACCAAAUACGGUGUGACGGCAAUGACUGUUGCAAUAGAGCAUCACAAUGCCGCCAUGGUGAGUCUGCUCAUAAAGUAUGACUACAAGCUGGACAAACGCUACAAGUGGAAGGAGACGCCUCUGGAACAAGCAAUAAACAUUCAAGCUGAACAGUGUGCAAUAGCCUUGAUUCACGGAGGAUGCUGUCUGGAUCCUCACCGGGGAAAACGAUCAUACUUCUACAUGGCUGUUGAUGCAAAGAUGACUCAUGUUGUAAAACUCCUCGCUGAAAUAAAGCCUACUUAUUUAAAUGAGCAGUGGAUCCAGUCCAGACUUUGGCCCGUUUCUAUAUAUCGUCGACCCGAUAUUUGCAAAUGGUUGCUAAAGUUGAAGAAUGAACCCAAUUCUUUGAUGAAACUUUGUCGUGCAAAGAUCUUUUUUCAACUUGGAAAACAUCCUACCUCAAAGGUUUCCCUCCUGUCUCUUCCAGAAAAGUUGAAGGAAUUUCUGCAGUACACAGAUCUGAUAAACAAGAAAAUAUUUGAGCCGACUAGUACUGAUGACCAAAUGUGUCCAUAUUACUGCCCAGUCCCAUGUUCUCGUGCUGAUUGCCCAGAACUGGACAUAUCUUCUGAAUCAGAUACAGAUAUUCUUGAGUAAAAAGAAAGUUUGUUUUGUUUAACGAUACCACUAGAGCACAUUGAUUUGUUAAUGAUUAGCUAUUUG
Gigantopelta aegis is the source of this 1456-nucleotide messenger RNA. Its product is annotated as ankyrin repeat and SOCS box protein 2-like. The record is from RefSeq and is a predicted model, not a curated record. The transcript is spliced from 4 exons. Lineage: Eukaryota; Metazoa; Mollusca; Gastropoda; Neomphalida; Peltospiridae. Gene Ontology annotation, biological process: intracellular signal transduction. Gene Ontology annotation, molecular function: protein binding. The coding region runs from base 98 to 1390 and encodes 430 amino acids.